AUGUUUCUUAUUGAUACGAGCAAGUAUAAUACAGGACUGGAAGUCAUUCCCGGCUACCGCACUGAAGCCAGAAAUAUAUCAAUACUGGCAGUUACAACAGCAAGUGCUAUGAUUGAAUGUCCCAACAAAUAG
Molecule: messenger RNA, 132 nt
Organism: Paraglomus brasilianum
Lineage: Eukaryota; Fungi; Glomeromycota; Glomeromycetes; Paraglomerales; Paraglomeraceae
Source: the annotation of a GenBank genome assembly